Molecule: messenger RNA, 5687 nt
Organism: Anolis carolinensis (green anole)
Lineage: Eukaryota; Metazoa; Chordata; Lepidosauria; Squamata; Anolidae
Gene: csf3r
Product: colony stimulating factor 3 receptor
Exons: 16
Coding region: 222-2774 (850 amino acids)
Biological process (GO): cytokine-mediated signaling pathway
Cellular component (GO): external side of plasma membrane; signaling receptor complex; membrane
Molecular function (GO): cytokine receptor activity; cytokine binding
Source: RefSeq, a predicted model, not a curated record
UGGGAACUUUGAGGCAGGAGGCUGCCAGCCACAGGGUCCUUGGCUUCCUUCCUUCCUGAGAGACGGAGUUGGACAGAUAACGCUUUAGCAGAAGAAGCGUUUUGCAAUUACCUUGCGCACAGAAACAGAGAGAGAGAGGCACAGAGAGGAACAGGAAUUAACGGCAGCGCUUUGGGCUGGGAGAGUGAGAUAUAUGUAAUGCUCGACCGCUGAUCCAACCCAUGGCCACCCUGAAGGAGCCCCGAAGGAGCUUCCUGGGAGGAGCCAUCCUCUUUCUUCUGAUGCCUGGAGCCCUGUCCUUGCCCUGCAGCCGCAUUGAGCUUGAUGCUCCUGUCGUGCGCUGGGGAGGCAGAGUCUCAGCCUCCUGCACUGUCUGGACCCGCCACUGCCACUUCCCAGAGGAAGAGGCCAUCCAGGUGAUGUGGAGGUGGAACCAGGAGCUCCUUGCUGGGCACCAGCAGAGCCUGGGCAACGGGGUGGAAAUCUCCAACAUCACCAUCGGGCCCCUCAACCGGACGGUGACCACAGUCAGCUGCUUGGUGAAGAGGAAAGUGGGGGAGCCCCAGUUUAUCAACCUCACCCGGGUCUAUGCUGGAUAUCCUCCAUCGGAGCCCCAGAACCUGACCUGCAUCAUGAACGUGACCACGAAGAACCUGACCUGCAACUGGGACCCAGGGCAAGACAGCCACCUUCCGGACAAGAUCGCUCUCCAUGGUAUCCAGACCGACAAGAACUGUACAAUGCACCGGGCUCCCAUUUCUCCUUGUGUGCCUCCGUCCGGCCAGAGCUCCUGCACCAUUCCUCGCCAUGAUUUCCAACUCUACCAGUUUGUGAGGCUCUGGGUCUCAGUGGAGAAUGCCUUAGGAGCCGUGGCAUCGAGGCCCCUCUGUGCCGACCCCAUGGAUUUAGUCAAGCUGGAUCCUCCUGCCCUCCAGGCCCUGCAUUCUUACCCCGAGGAGACCGACUGCGUGGCAGUGUCCUGGGAGGGAGCCGAGGGCAGCGGGCGGUACAUGCACCAGGAUUGCCAGCUCCGCUUCCGGACGAAUCGGGACCAGGAGUGGACCCUGGUUGAGGUCCCCAAUGUCGCCCCUCUUACAUGGAAAACUCAACAUUGCGGCUUCCAUUAUGGCACCCAUUACCAAGCCCAGAUGCGUUGCAGAAGGUUCCCAGUUGGCUACUGGAGUGAAUGGAGCCCUCCAAAGAACUUCACUACCCAUGAAAAAGAGCCUUCAGGAAACCUUGUGACCUGGUGGAAGAUGAAGUCCAAAAGGACAGAGAAGGGGACAGAAGUGCUGUUGAUGUGGAAGCCAAUGAGAACAGAAGAGACCCAUGGUAAAAUCCUGGGCUACCUGGUGACUUCUGGGAGGUCCCUGACCCUCUGCAACACCACUGCCUUGCAUUGUGCCCUCUCCUUGCCGCCUGGGACCCAGCGGGUCCUCCUCAGUGCCUACAACUCCAAGGGAGCCUCUCCGCCCACCGAAGUCCUCCUGAUUGACAAGAAAGGUCAGCCAGUGCCCCAAAUCCAAGCCCUUCCUUGGGAUGAGAAGAGCAUCCAGGUUUCCUGGGAUCCUCCAGGAACAUCAUCACCCGUGGCUUACAACCUGGAGUGGCACAAGGUGACCUCAGAGGAUUUGCCAGAGAAUGGGAUGCAAUGGAUGCGGCUGGAAAACGGAAGCACCAGGCAAGGCUUGGUCCAAGAAGAUAUCCAGCCUUUCCAACGCUACAACAUCUCGGUCUAUCCACUAUACAAGGACGGAAGCGGGGUGCCCAAAUACGUGGAAGCUUACACUAUGCAGAAAGCUCCAUCUGAAGGACCCAAACUCCAUACUGGGAACAUCACCAAGUCGACAGCCAGUCUUUACUGGGAGCCCAUCCCGGUUGAAAAGCAGAACGGCUUCAUCACCAGUUACACCAUUUUUUGGAAUGGCACCAAUGAAGACAUGAGCAGUGCCGUUGUGAAUGCCUCAGUGGACACCUUCACCCUCCGGGGCCUCUGGCCUUCCAGGAUGUAUCAGGUGCACAUCAUGGCCUCCAAUGCAGCCGGCAGCACCAACGGGACAACUCUCACCCUCCACACCAAGGCAAUGGAUGACAUGGACAUCUACGUUGUGUACUUGCUGGUGGGUCUGCUCUUGGCCAUGAUUAUUGUCCUCAUCUUCUGCUUCCAGAAAAGCAAACGGAUGAAGACGCAGUUCUGGCCCAGCGUCCCAGACCCGGCCAACAGCAGCCUGGGCAAGUGGGCCCCCACCAUCCUGCAAGAGGAGACCCCUCUUGCGCCCAAGUCUUGUGAAUUGAGCCCGGUCAUCAUCUCAGCCAUCUUUGUGAUCGAAACGGAGGAGAAGAAGUGCCUCUCCUGUGGGAAAAGUGACUCCAUGAAGGCCCUGGAGGACAGCCUCCCCAUUGACGGCAAAGAGCCAUUUACCCAUAAGGUGGCAGAUGCAUCCCUGAUGUCCAGCCUAGCACUGCCUGCUUCCUACAUCAACAGCCCAGAGUCGGUCCAAUAUGCCAAAGUGGUCACGGAGGCCUACCGUCAGCAGGACCAGGCACCACCGCCUGCUUUCUACAUCCGUUCCGACUCCACACAGCCUUUACUCGGCGACCUGACCCCCAGUCCAAAGCCCUAUGAGAACCUCUGGUUCCACGAAAGCUGCAACGGCCGAGAGAGUGGUAUCAGCAGCUGUGGCUUCCAGGAAGAGGCCUUGCUGGAUUUCCCACUCCUGCAGGGCCUCAAGGUUGACGGGAAUGAGGAACUGGGAAACUUCCGGAGGGUCUAGUAGUGGCUCAGGAAUUGGUCUUAUGCCUUGUGAUUGUGUCUCUCCUGCCUUGGAGGAUGUGCAUCCCACUCCACACCACACCAGCUUCUCUUUCUUUCUCUCUCUCUUGAGAGUCCAAGGAGAUUGAACUCACGCCCUUGAUGUUGGAGUGAUGCCUCUUGUUCCCAUUCCAGAUCCGUUAUGAUUUCAUGGAAUCAUCAAGGUUUGGGGAAGGACGAAGCAGCUAUGCCUUGCGAUUGUGCUUCUCCUGUCUCAGAAGAGGACAUGUCCAUCUAAACAUCCAGCAAAAUGCCACACCAGCCAUAGUCUGUCUCUCUUUCUCUCUCUCUCUCUGUCUUGAACAUCCAAGGAAGUUGAACUCACGCCCAUGAUGUUGGAGUGAUGCCUCUUGUUCCCAUUCCAGAUCAGUUAUGAUUUCAUUGAAUCAUCAAGGUUUGGGGAAGGAUGAAGCAGCUAUGCCUUGUGAUUGUACAUCUCCUGUCUUGGAGGAGGACAUGUCCAGAAUUUUUUUUCGUGUCAGGAGCAACCUGAGUCGCUUCUGGUGUGAGAGAAUUGACCGUCUGCAAGUGAAAUGGCAGACAAAGGUUUGAGGAAAUGAGACAAAGAGAGUUCCGGUGGCUGUAGAAAAAAAUGACGUUUAUUCUCAGUGGCCAGAGAGAAUAAGCAAAGACCUUCUCCUGUAGUCAGGAAAGCAAAGGUACUGGAACAAAGGAUCACAGGUUCUUAUAUACCCUUUUUCCCUCCAUCUACUAUGUUAUCUAGGCACUAUCCAUCACCAAUUAGUGUCAAAAAAAGUCUUACUGGGCACUUAACUAAAAAGCUAUCUUUGCGUUUUCCUAAAAUAUAGACUACUUCAAGACCUCUGACCCUCCAUUAGCCUUAUCUCUGGAAUUCUCAUCUCAUCCAUUAGGGCUCCCCCUCGUCCUCCAUUACUUAAGGAAUUUCCCCUUAUCUUAGCUGUCAGAGAGUCAUUAGCACUCCCCUCUUGACAUCUCAAAAAGCCUUAAUUUGCCUUUUGUCCAUUAGCUUAUCUAUUCUUGUUGACACUUAACAUAUGUCCCUGGCACUCAGAGUGAACUUUGGUCUUGCUUUUGCUGAGCAGAGUGUGUUUUUGGGCUAUAGGCACACAAUCUGCUGGUGAUUACACAUUUUCCUAUUUCUAUUUCUUAACAUGAUUACAUUCAAUAUAUAUUUUCCAAUGCAAGUAUUAUAUUUUCCCAAUACACCUUCAUCACAAGGACGAUGCCCAGGGGAUGCCCAGAUGUUUUUUGAUGUUUUUACCAUCCUUGUGGGAGACUUCUCUCAUGUCCCCGCAUGGAGCUGGAGCUGAUAGAGGGAGCUCAUCCGCACUCUCCCCGGGUGGGAUUUGAACCUGGUAGCCUUCAGGUCAGCAACCCAACCUUCAAGUUACAACACUUUAAUCCUCUACGCCACCGGAGGCUCCAGAUAAUAUCCAGCCAAAUGCUGCACCAACCGGCCAUAUUCUCUCUUUCUCUCUCUCUCUCUCUCACGAGACCAAGGAAUUGGAGCACCUUCGAACUUGCCUCCUUGGUGUUUCAGAGAUACCUCUGCUCCCAUUCUAGAUCAGCCAGGAUUUCAUUGAAUCGUGAACUUCAUUGAAUCAUGAACCUCUUAUGCCCUGUGAAUGUGAUACCUCGGAAGAGAAGAUGUCCAACUAAACAUCUAGCCAAAUGUCACACCAGGCAUAGUCUCUUUCUUCUUCUAUGGAGCUCAAGGAGGACAUUCGAACUCACUUCCCUGAUGGGAACAGAAUGAUGCCUUUUGCUCCUAUUCCAGACAAGCCAGGAUUUGCUAAGCCCUUGAUAUUGUCUCACCUUGAGCCACAACUUCUGCUGAACAUGAUGUGGGCCAAUUGCUGCUCCUCUGGCCCUAAAUUACUCCUGGCUCGAAAGCUGCCUCUAGAUCAGGCAUAGGCAAACUUCAGCCCUCCAGGUGUUUUGGACUUCAACUCCCACAAUUCCUAACAGCCGGUAGGCUGUUAGGAAUUGUGGGAGUUGAAGUCCAAAACACCUGGAGGGCUGAAGUUUGCCCAUGCCUGAUCUACAUCUUCUCUUACACAGACUCAUACAUCUUCUCUUACUCUUUCCUUUGCAUCUCCUUUUCUCUCAAAUGUGAAUCAUUUCUGCUGCUUACAAUAAGAAGUAACCUGGACGACGAUUUCGGGGAUUGGUGCUAUGGUUUAUAUGUUUCGCAUGUUUUAAUUUGGAUUUUAUAUGUUUCAUUGGUUUUAAUGGUUAAUUUGUAUGUUGUGUUCGAUCUUUGUAUACUUGUGACAUUGAAUGUUUGCCAAAAUCGGAAGCCGCUCUGAGUCCCCUUUGGGUUGAGAUAGAGCAGGGUAAAAAUAAAGUAAAUAAAUAAAUACAAUGGCCAGAAAACAGGUGCAUUUACAUUGUAGGACGAAUGCCAUUUGAUCCCAUUUGAACUGCCUUAACACGAUUGUAUCCUGGGAGUUGUCGUUUGGUGAGGUAUCAUCGCUCUUGGUCAGAUAAGGGCCUUUAAAACGAUAAAAGUAAAGGUAAAGUCCAGUCAUGUCCGACUCUGGAGGUUGGUGCUCAUCUCCAUUUCUAAGCCAAAGAGCCAGCGUUGUCCGUAGACACCUCCAAGGUCAUGUGGCCAGCAUGACUGCAUGGAGCGCCGUUACCUUCCCGCCGGAGCGGUACCUAUUGAUCUACUCACGUUUGCAUGUUUUCGAACUGCUAGGUUGGCAGAAGCUGGAGCUAACAGCGGUCACUCAGUCCGCUCCCCAGAUUCGAACCUGUGACCUUUUGGUCUGCAAGUUCAGCAGCUCAGCGCUUUAACACACUGCGCCACUAUACCUCCCAGGAUUUCCCUUCACUAUUGCUGCUAUUUAUCUGUACAUAGUAUUGCAAAUUAAAUUUUCUUCUUAAUGUU